AUGAAUUAAUAGCAGAAAACUCAUGCAAAUAAAUAAGUUGAUUAUCAUGGCUAAGGUAUACAUGGUUAAGAUAAUUAAUCUAAAGUAAAAGAUUUUAAUACUAUUUUAGUAAUAAGAACAAUCUUAAGCGGAAAUUUAAAAGCAAUCACACGUAAACCAAUAUUUUAAUAAUAAAGUCUUCUCAACAUUAACAUUAGCAUAAUGACUAGUCUGGCAACUAACAUUUGAAUAAUGAUCAUCAUAAUGAGAUUCAUCAUUCAAGUGAUGAUCACCAUGGGACUCAUUAUAAUCCUUUAUAAAUGCCAUGUAAUUGGGAUAUAGCAAGAAAACAUGCAUUAUCAAGACGUACUGCUAAAGAAAAAAAGAAAGACCCUCUAAAAACACUAUCAAGUAGAUUAGGAUCAUGAAUAAUAUAGUUGAAACAUGUCCUUGUUGUGGAUUUGAAGUAGAUAGAGAAGAUAUACCUUUUUGUUCAGAUCCCAUGGCUUUAUCUUUCUUAGGAUCAGGCUUUGCGUUAUUUUAUAACUAUUUGAAAUAUUGCAUCAUUAUACUCUUUAUUUAACUCUUAGUUAAGUAAAUACAUAAUUUAUACACUAAUUUCAAUGGUUCAUAUUGUAGUCAUAUAAAAAGAGAAAAGAUGGAGGGACAUAUAAUUGAAGAACCAUAUUGUCCAGACAGUAUUUUCUUACGAUUAUCUUUGGCUAACAAGCUUGAGUAAUUUAAAUACUUAAAAUAUAGUAAUCGAGAAGCCCUUGAAAUGAUGUAGCUUUUAAACUUUAUCAGUAUUUUUAUAAUCAUGUUUUUACUAAUUUAUUUUAGAAAAAGCUAAAGAUAAAUUGAUACUACAAUUGAUGAAGAAUAAUUGACUCCUGCAGAUUAUACUAUAUGUGUAAAGAAUAUUCCAACAGGAUUAAGUGUAGACUAUAAAUAUGAACUAAAAAAUUUAUUUGAAAAUUAUUCUGUUUUAGAUUCAACUAAAACAAUUAUUGUAAGAAAAGUUGUUUUAGUUUAUGAUAUAGAAGAGAUAAUUGAAUUAGAAAAACAAUUAGAUUAAUUAAUAUAAUAAAAAAAAGAUGCGAUUAAAAAAUGUAAUUUUAAUUUUCAUCAUGAAAAUGUAUAAAAAAUUGAAAAAGAAAUUGAACAUUUAGAGCAUUAAAUCCAUAUGAUUGAAGAGGAUUAUGAAACUCAUAAUACUAAUUUUUCAGGAAUGGCUUUCGUGUCUUUUGAUGAUGAAUCUAUGAAACAAUUAGUUUUAUAAGAUAAUCCUCAUACUUAAUGGGAAAGAAUGAGAUCACAUAUAAAUCGAGGAUAAUUAAGAAGUCUAUCAAAUUAAGAUUUAUAAUGGCAAGGAUAGAAACUAUUUUUAGAAUAAGCUCCUGAACCAAAUGAUGUUGAUUGGGAAUUUAUUCAUAUUACUACAAGUGAAAAGAUAUUAAAAAGAAUAAGAGCUUGGGUAUAUUACAUUUUAUUUGAAAGUGCUGCAUUUUUUAUUAUAUAUUUGAUUUCUCAUAGAUUAGCUUUGUUAGGUGAUGAAGCUCAUGAGGAAGAAUUAAAAGGAAAAUUAGAUUAUGAGACUAAAAGAAAAAUAAAUAUAUUGUCAUUCACUAUAUCAAUGAUUAUAGUUUUGUUUAAUAAAUUUGGAGUUGCUAAAAUAGUUCAUUAUAUUGUAGAUGAUGAAAAAAUAUCAAAUAAAACAAAAUUUUAAAUCUCUUUCGUUUAUAAAUAUGCAUUAGCAUUAUUUUUGAAUGCAGCAAUAAUUAGUUUUUUGGUUGAUAUAGUUAUUUUAAAAAAUGUGAAAGGAGCUGGUGGAUUUAUAUAAAAUGAAAGUUAAAUAUUUGUAUUAAAUGCAAUUUUCCCUCCUUUUAUUUGGUGUGUAGAUCCAUGGAGUUUUUGUAAGAAUAUUUGGAGAAAAUACAUCAUGUCAAAAGGAGACAGAGCAUUACUAACAUAAUAAGAAGCCAAUAAAUUAAUGGAAGAACCAGACUAUCUUUCUGCAAAAAGAUAUUCAGAUGUAAUGAAAACAAUGUGGUUUACAUUUAUGUAUGGUACUGCAAUACCUUUAGGCACUUUAUUCAGUGCAUUUGGAAUUCUUAUAUACUAUUUCGUUGAUUAUUAUAACAUUCUCAGAAGAAGAACUGUUAAAGAAUCUAUAAGUAUACAACUUUCUACAGGUAUUAUGCAAUUAAGUAAUUUAUUAGAAAUGAUUGAAAUGUUAGAAUAUAUUAUUGCUUGGUGUGCUUUUGGAGAAAUGACAAUGACUUAUACUUUUUUUAAAGAAGUUAGUAAAAUUGAUAUCCUACUUAUCGUUAUGGCAAUAUUAUAUUAAUAAUUGCCUAUGGAAGAUAUAUCUGAAUAUCUCUUUCCUGUAGAGAAUAAUGAAGAAGUAUCAUUUUUNUACUUAAUGGGAAAGAAUGAGAUCACAUAUAAAUCGAGGAUAAUUAAGAAGUCUAUCAAAUUAAGAUUUAUAAUGGCAAGGAUAGAAACUAUUUUUAGAAUAAGCUCCUGAACCAAAUGAUGUUGAUUGGGAAUUUAUUCAUAUUACUACAAGUGAAAAGAUAUUAAAAAGAAUAAGAGCUUGGGUAUAUUACAUUUUAUUUGAAAGUGCUGCAUUUUUUAUUAUAUAUUUGAUUUCUCAUAGAUUAGCUUUGUUAGGUGAUGAAGCUCAUGAGGAAGAAUUAAAAGGAAAAUUAGAUUAUGAGACUAAAAGAAAAAUAAAUAUAUUGUCAUUCACUAUAUCAAUGAUUAUAGUUUUGUUUAAUAAAUUUGGAGUUGCUAAAAUAGUUCAUUAUAUUGUAGAUGAUGAAAAAAUAUCAAAUAAAACAAAAUUUUAAAUCUCUUUCGUUUAUAAAUAUGCAUUAGCAUUAUUUUUGAAUGCAGCAAUAAUUAGUUUUUUGGUUGAUAUAGUUAUUUUAAAAAAUGUGAAAGGAGCUGGUGGAUUUAUAUAAAAUGAAAGUUAAAUAUUUGUAUUAAAUGCAAUUUUCCCUCCUUUUAUUUGGUGUGUAGAUCCAUGGAGUUUUUGUAAGAAUAUUUGGAGAAAAUACAUCAUGUCAAAAGGAGACAGAGCAUUACUAACAUAAUAAGAAGCCAAUAAAUUAAUGGAAGAACCAGACUAUCUUUCUGCAAAAAGAUAUUCAGAUGUAAUGAAAACAAUGUGGUUUACAUUUAUGUAUGGUACUGCAAUACCUUUAGGCACUUUAUUCAGUGCAUUUGGAAUUCUUAUAUACUAUUUCGUUGAUUAUUAUAACAUUCUCAGAAGAAGAACUGUUAAAGAAUCUAUAAGUAUACAACUUUCUACAGGUAUUAUGCAAUUAAGUAAUUUAUUAGAAAUGAUUGAAAUGUUAGAAUAUAUUAUUGCUUGGUGUGCUUUUGGAGAAAUGACAAUGACUUAUACUUUUUUUAAAGAAGUUAGUAAAAUUGAUAUCCUACUUAUCGUUAUGGCAAUAUUAUAUUAAUAAUUGCCUAUGGAAGAUAUAUCUGAAUAUCUCUUUCCUGUAGAGAAUAAUGAAGAAGUAUCAUUUUUGUUAUCUAGAUAAAACCAUAUGCAGAAGGAAGUGCAAACUUUGAUACUGAUUAUGAUAGAGAAAAUCCUGUUACUAGACAUAAAGCUUUAAAUGAAUGGAAUUAGAGAAUUUAAAAUACUAUCUCAAAAAAUAAAAAAAUAUUAGCCUAAUAAGAUGAGUUUGGCUAUGCUGCUGAUGGUCAUUUUGGUCGUAGAUGA
This is a messenger RNA of Paramecium sonneborni, 3718 nucleotides long. The record is from the annotation of a GenBank genome assembly. NCBI's taxonomy places the organism in Eukaryota, Ciliophora, Oligohymenophorea, Peniculida, Parameciidae.